AUGAGAGCCAAAGAUAAUCUCAGGAACUUAGUGAAUCAAUUUAAUCCUUCUCUAAUCUGGAUAGCUGAACUUAAAAUCAAAGUUUCUGGUAAUUAUGUUAAGAAUUUGAGGCUUCAUGGUGUGAAUCAAAUGAUAAUUCAUAAUACUUGUGAUGGUAGUAAGGCAAAUAUUUGGUUAUUCUGGCAUUCUUCUAUCUCUACUACUACUGUUAAAUCAACUACAAAACAAGCAAUAACUGUCAAGGUUGGAGAAUAUAAGGUGGGUGUUAGGGGGACUUCUGAUCAUGGACCCAUAAUGGGAAAUACAGUGGGGAUUCCUAAACCAAAUAACAUUCCUUUCAGAUACCAAGCUGUAUGGACUUCUCAUUCUGAUUUUCUAAAAGUGAUUCAAAGCUCUUGGGAAGAAAAUAUAAAUGGUAAUCCUGCAUUUGGGUUUAUGGCUAAACUAAAAAGAUUCAAAGAGUUUGUUAAAAAGUGGAACUGGGAGAUUUUUGGGGAUUUAAGAGUAAAAAUGACACAAGCUGAAGAAGAGGUGGAAAAGGUAGCAAUGAUUUCUUAUGCAAAUCCUGAGAAUGUUGAGUUACUUAAUCAUCUAAUAACUACUAGAGAGAAGCAAGAAAUAGUUUCUCAACAAUUUAAUGAACUUAUGAGAGCUAAGGAUAGAAUCAAAUGGGUAAAAGAGGGUGGAGCAAAUACUUCUUUCUUUCAUACUUCUAUAAAGAUUAGAAAAGCUCAUAACAACAUAACUGAACUGGAGGAUGAAACUGGAAAUCUGGUAAUAUAUGAGGAAGACAAUAUUUUUCUAGAUGCAAUUCCUUCUUCUGCAGAAAUCAAAAAAGUUGUUUUUGGAGUGGAUGCAAAUAGUGCACCAGGCCCUGAUGGAUUUCCUGGAAGUUUUUACAGAUUUGCCUGGAAUAUUGUUGGCCAAGAUUUGAUUAACGCUCUUCAAUACUGUUGGAGGUGCAGGUUUAUACCAAGAGGUAUGAAUUCAAAAAUUUUAUUUCUACUUCCUAAAGUACAAGGUGCAAAAAAAGCAGAACAAUUUAGACCUAUAGGACUUGCCAAUUUCAGUUUCAAGAUUAUUACAAGAACUAUAAUAUUAAGAAUUAGUUCUUUGAUUGAGAAAAUAGUAUCUUGUCAGGAGGGAGCAUUUAUCAAAGGCAGCAAUAUCCAUGAAAAAAUUGUCUUAGCUUCUGAGAUGGUGAAUGAAUUAGAUAUAAAGAGAAGAGGAGGGAAUGUAUGUUUGAAAUUAGAAAUUACACAAGCAUAUGACUCAUUGAGUUGGGAUUUCCUCGUUGAAACUAUAAAACACUUUGGCUUUUAUGAAGUUGGAAUUAAAUGGAUUAGAAUCUUGUUUGAGUCUGCUAAAAUCUCAGUAUUAGUAAAUGGAGGACCUUGUGGUUUCUUUAAUGUGGGAAGACGACUUAGACAAGGUGAUCCCUUGUCAUCAGUUUUAUUUGUGAUAGCUGAAGAAGUUUUGAGCAGAAGUAUUUCUAAAUUUGUACAUGAAGGAAAGAUUGUGCCAAUGGUUAACAGAAAUAGUUGUCAACCUUCACAUCUACUUUUUGCAGAUGACAUUUUUGUUUUCUGUAAUGGGAAAAAAAUCACUGGAGAAUUUAAUGAAGCUUCUAAUGAAAUAUCAAAAAUGCAUCAGGAAAAGUGA
Molecule: messenger RNA, 1662 nt
Organism: Papaver somniferum (opium poppy)
Lineage: Eukaryota; Viridiplantae; Streptophyta; Magnoliopsida; Ranunculales; Papaveraceae
Exons: 3
Coding region: 1-1662 (553 amino acids)
Source: RefSeq, a predicted model, not a curated record